Molecule: messenger RNA, 2268 nt
Organism: Doryrhamphus excisus (bluestripe pipefish)
Lineage: Eukaryota; Metazoa; Chordata; Actinopteri; Syngnathiformes; Syngnathidae
Biological process (GO): lipoprotein metabolic process; lipid transport
Cellular component (GO): extracellular region; membrane
Molecular function (GO): lipid binding
Source: RefSeq, a predicted model, not a curated record
UUCCGGUGCUAACUGACAAGAAACUAGAUUAACUGACGCAUGUGUAUUAAACGCUUUCGGCAUUAUCCGGUUUGACUCGGUUAUCUUCGACCAGAUGCUACAAUUGGCCGAAAGUAAAAUGACGGCCGUUCUUGUUGGCUGAAGCGAAUGUCAAUCAUCUGGUUUAAGCGGUCACGAGUGAUGAUGUGACUUUGGUCGCGUGAUAAGGCACGCAGAGAAAUACUUUUGAAACACGGCAGACCAAAUAUUGAUUUAAGAUAUAAUACACAUUUGUGAAAUAUGCUUUGUGUGUUUAUGACCAAGGACUGCUCUCUGCUUUGCUGCUUUAGGACUGUAGCCCAGAAUCCAAAAGAACUACAAUUCCCGUGAGUUUCACGGACUUCCUGGAAUGCAGAAGAACUUCACUUCCGGUAUUUAGACUUCACGACUCCAGACCGUGUGAAGGAACACCAACACAGACUGCGUCACCUUUGACUUACAUCGGAUCCACCAUCCAGGAUAAAAUGUAAUAACGAUAACGCUGAGAGCCCAGUCUGGAUUCUGCAAGCUGUAACGUCCGAGUCAUCCAAACCCCAGCCUGACAUGAUGAAGUCCUCCAUUAUUACACCUUCUGCACCUGCACCGGUGGAUGCCUUGUCGGAGUUCAGAGCAAAGCCUGUACCUCCUCCAAGGUUAAGAAACAGCAACAGCACUUACCAAUCCAGCUACGUUGUGACUUCCCAAUACAUUUACGCCGAUGACGAGAAGAAGCCUCAUCCUGCUCGUCCACCAGAGCCAGCCAUGAAGCCUCUUCCCAGAAAACAGCCGCCUCUUCCACAACGACCUCCGGUUCCCAACUUUUAUUACAACCAGAAAUCGGAGGUUACAGAUACGCAUCAACCCGAGGCUGCGACUCACUCGUCUCCACUGAGGCAAACUUCCCUACCAGCCGAAUCGAGCCCAGCUGAAACCGAUUCACUUGUAAAUCGACCGAGACCGAGAUUGUCGUCGGCUCCUGUGAAAAAAAACACUUUACCGGCCAGACCACCCCCGCCCAUUUAUAGUCCGCCUCCACCACCUUCUUUAACGCCACCGAUGGAGCCGAUCUAUAUGGACAUCGAGGAAGCGGAGUACCUGGUUAUUCUACCAUCAGACAAUGUUGUCACGCAGACAGGAGUUUACGACCAAAUAAAUUCGUAUCAACAAUAUUAUGAAAUCUCAGAAGAAAAAGAGGAUAUAAUGGAGAUGGUCAAAUGGAUUAAACGAGUAUCAACGACUGCUUACAAGACUCCAUCUGUGUUUGGACUCAAUAUAGAGCAGGAAAUAAGAUCAUUUAAUCAGAGAGUCAUGAAUAUGAAGCAGGCCCUUCGUCUCUACAACGCUCUGAUGAGCCGACAAAGUCAACAUCUGCAGGAGUAUAUCUCAGAAUUCACUUCCAUCUCGCAGCUUCUGGAUAAAGAGGAGAAGAAAGUGAAAAAUAUGGGCAUUGCCGGAGGCACCACGGGGGCAGUGGGCGGCGUGGCUGCGGUGGUGGGGAUCGCCUUGGCCCCCGUCACCAUGGGAGCCUCACUGGUCGCCACGGCGGUCGGUGUCGGAAUGGUGGGGGCGGCAGGUGGCAUGGGUGCCCGUGCCGCUAAGUCCAACAAGGAGAUUUCCGAUCAAAGAAAAAUUGAGAAGCUUGUCUACGAUUACACGAUUCACGUUGCUGAUCUUGAACUCUGCCUGGAUUUCAUCCUCUCUGAGAUGAACGAGCUGCAAAGGCACGACCUUGGGAGGUUACAGCAAGCCGGAGCCCUGCCGGAUGCGCUGGCGUUGGCCCGCAAGUCACAGUCGGUGAGGAACAACAUCAACAACGGGAGAGAUUCUUCUUACCUGAAUCGAAUAUCUUCACAGAGGCUUUUGCAGGCCUUUUCUGCAGAAAUGGAUCAGUUUUAUAAAGAAAAAGGUGGACAUAAAAAGUUGAGGAAGUCCAACAAGAGCAGACUUUCCGGCAGAGUUCAACUGCUGACUCGAAAUCUGCAGGAGGAGCUCGAUUAUCUUAAUGAUAUGUUGAAAUGCUUUGCUGUACUACAGUAAAUACUAACAUUUUAUAUUUUGUACAGUUAUUUUUUAAUCAAUUUUUUUGCAGAACAUAUGCAGACAAUUACAUCACCUAAUGUCCAGUAUUCAUUUGCAGCUUAUGCACAAUUUAUAAAUACAGUUCAUGCUCUUAAAAGUGGAACAGUUGACUAAGUUAGUUAACAAACUACUGUUGUGUUUCUUUCUUCUGCAUCGGAAUAAAUUACUGUA